AUGGCCACCACCACAACCGUUACCACGAACGGUCGCUCCAGCCGGUCUGGAAGCUCGAAGAAGAUGGUCGUACUCAAAUUGUCACCCGAUCUACUAAGUCAAUUUGCGACACCACCCCCCGAGAGCAAGGAGUCGAAGAACAAGAAGCACAUCGACACCCCGGCCGAGUCGUCGGUCAAGAUCAAGGAGCCAUCGUCCCCGGCUUCCUCAUCGGCGGAACUACCGCCCCCGCCCUCCUCCGUGGACAAUGCCUCCGAUGCAGCAUCUACGCCCGCUGCGGGCACCUCCGCUGCCGACACUCCCCGUCGCAAGGGCGUGCCGGGCCCUAAGCCGGGGAGCAAACGGGGCCUAGGCCAAACGGGUGAGACUUACCCGAGGCCGAGAGGCAAGCCCGGUCCUAAGAAGAAGCCUAGAUUUGACGACGGGACUGUCGACCAUGCCAAGUUGGCUGCCAAUCAUAAGCUCGGCCCCAAGGCCAACCUCGGCGCAAUCAAUGCCGGUCUACGGGCGCUGGACCGUACCGGUGCUCCGUGUCGGAAAUGGGAGCGCAAGCCCUUGCAGCUGAAAAGCUUCACAGGCAUCCAAUGGGCUCUGCCAACCUGGCGCGCUCCCAAACCCCCCAAGCCCGAGGAGAAUGGCGAGGCCAAAGAGAUGGCACUCGAAACGGGCGACAGUGACAGCAAGGCCAACCAAAGUGCCAGCGGCGUGCCCAGCGAAAAGAGCAACAUGGGUGAUGGAGAUAUCACCCCAUUGCCUUCGAAUAUCCCUGACGCCUCCUCGCCGGCUCCUGCCAUUGCUAUGAUUGCCUAG
Molecule: messenger RNA, 810 nt
Organism: Aspergillus aculeatus ATCC 16872
Lineage: Eukaryota; Fungi; Ascomycota; Eurotiomycetes; Eurotiales; Aspergillaceae
Exons: 2
Coding region: 1-810 (269 amino acids)
Biological process (GO): chromatin remodeling
Cellular component (GO): Ino80 complex
Source: RefSeq, a predicted model, not a curated record